This is a messenger RNA of Pocillopora damicornis (cauliflower coral), 928 nucleotides long. RefSeq names its product zinc finger HIT domain-containing protein 3. Gene Ontology annotation, molecular function: protein binding. Lineage: Eukaryota; Metazoa; Cnidaria; Anthozoa; Scleractinia; Pocilloporidae. The record is from RefSeq and is a predicted model, not a curated record. Gene Ontology annotation, biological process: maturation of LSU-rRNA from tricistronic rRNA transcript (SSU-rRNA, 5.8S rRNA, LSU-rRNA); box C/D snoRNP assembly; snoRNA localization. Gene Ontology annotation, cellular component: pre-snoRNP complex; nucleus.
CAAGCGUGGUUUCUCCACAGAAUUUUGUCUUUCCAAUCAUCUUUGUGAUGAAUAAGGAGUGAGAUAUGCAAUCGAAGACUUGUGAAGUCUGUAAAGAAGCCUGCCACAAGUACAAAUGCCCAUCCUGCAGUACGAAGUAUUGCUCUCUUUCCUGUUUCAAGGCUCAUAAAGAUGACAUUUGUGAAAGAGAAACCAACAGAAGAAAAGAAGAGAAAUUAGAAGAAAAUGAAAGAAACUUAAGAACCAUAUCACUAGCCAAGAAAGAAACAGAGGAAGGAGAAAUCACAGAGAGUGAUUCCAGUGAAAGAUCAGAUGAUGAAGACAGGAUCAGUAAAAAUGUUUUGGAUAAACUAGGUCACUCACAAAAACUGAGCAGCAUGCUUCAUAACAAACAUCUGCGAAAAAUGAUCAAAGGAAUCGAUGCUUCAGAAGAUCCUGGCAAACUUCUCGGGCAAGCUAUGCAAAUACCUAUUUUUACAGAGUUUGUGGAUGAAUGUUUGAGGAUAGUGGAACCACAAAAUGAAGAAGAAAUGGAACAGGACUGAAGUUUGUAACUAGAAGGUGGAAUGCACCUUCCAGCUGAGAAAACUUAGGCAAAUGCUAUACCACAGUUUGGUAUUCAAUCAAAUCAUCAGAACACUAUUUGAACUAUUUUAUUUUUUUAAUCCACUUGCUGGAAAUGGGAAUCUGGAUGUGGGUAACUUUAUUUUAAGCAAAUUCAAUUUUCUUGUGUCAGAACAAGUCUGAAUCAGUUAAGAACAAAUUUUGAUUUUUUGUUGUUAAAGUGAAACUAAACUUAUCACAUACAGUUCACUAUGUCAGACUAAAGCAAAAUGUCAUCAGCAACCAGAAUUUGAACUACUGGUAAAUGUAAAAGAGAAAAAAAAAGUAAACUGUCCAGAGAUUCUCCUUACUGUCUGCAAUUCAA